UUUUUUCUGUUUAGAGUAUAUCUAGCAAAUUACCAUCUUGGUAAGUUAAAUUGAAGAAAUUAUCGAUCACUAGGAAAAUAUGAAAAGGAUAAUUUAAAUAAUUUUCUUUUGAAAGAAAAGUUUCUAAAAAAUGGAGUGAAUGAAAAAAUAUCUAUAUAUAUUAAUGAAAAAGCGGACAAAAGAAAAAGCAAACAAACAAAUAGAAGUUUAUUAAAGAAUGCCGAAUAUUAUACAGAUGUUAUUGAUUACAAUAAUGGAUUGUUUGAUGGAAAACAUGUUCAUAUUGGCAAAAAAUGGAUUAAAAAAAAAGGAUAUGAUGAUUUUUUGGAGAAAAGAAGGAGAAUUGGAGAUAUAAAAUUUAGAAAUUACGGAUUUGGAGUAGCUAUGUUUUUUUUUUUUUUCUUGGUAGGUGUAAGAAUUCCCCUAUCACCAGGAUUAACAUUUUUGAAUAAUAUUAAAUGGACGGAGAUUACAAAUAAUACAGUAGGGAAUUUUUUCUAUGAUGCUAUAGAAAAGAUGACAAAUAUUAUGGAUACCUAUUCUUAUAUAGUAUAUUUUAGCAUACUUAUUGUAAUAUUAUCUGUUAUGCUUAUAAUAGGGAUUUAUAUAAUCUUAAGGAAUAAUGAAAAAUAUAGUAAAAUUAAGAUAAUUAAUGAGUAUAAUAACUAA
Molecule: messenger RNA, 669 nt
Organism: Plasmodium malariae
Lineage: Eukaryota; Apicomplexa; Aconoidasida; Haemosporida; Plasmodiidae
Source: the annotation of a RefSeq genome assembly